AUGACAUUCAUGGUAAAAACCAUGGUGGGCAGCCAGUUGAAGAACCUCACCGGAAGCCUGAGUGGCGGCGAAGAUAAGGGAGAUGGGGACAAGUCCGCCACCCAAGCACAGGGCAUGAGCCAAGAGGAGUAUGAAGAGUAUCAGAAGCAACUGGUGGAAGAGAAGAUGGAACGUGACACACAGUUCACACAGAGGAAGGCAGAGCGGGCCAUGCUACGGAGCCACUUCCGAGACAAAUACCGGCUGCCCAAGAAUGAGACCGAUGAGAGCCAGAUCCAGAUGGCAGGUGGAGACGUGGAGCUGCCCCGGGAGCUGGCCAAGAUGAUUGAGGAGGAUACGGAGGAGGAAGAGAGGGCCUCAGUCCUCGGGCAGCUGGCCAGCCUUCCUGGCUUUGACCUUGGCUCUCUCAAGGACAAAGCCCAAGCCACACUGGGGAACCUCAAGCAAUCAGCUGAGAAGUGCCACAUCAUGUGA
Messenger RNA from Pipistrellus nathusii (Nathusius's pipistrelle), 474 nucleotides. NCBI's taxonomy places the organism in Eukaryota, Metazoa, Chordata, Mammalia, Chiroptera, Vespertilionidae. The record is from the annotation of a GenBank genome assembly.